CUCACCUUUAGCAACCAGGAAGUGAUUGACACACACGCACACACACACACACACACCCUCCGAGGAAACCAUAACACAACACACUCCAGAAAGCCUGUGAUGUUGAAAUGAAGAUUGAUGAAAAAAUUGUGACCUAUUUUGAAUCCUGUAACUCACCUGUGGACAAGGAGGGGUUCCUCUACAAGAAGGGUGAGAUAAAGACUUCCUAUCAGAAGCGCUGGUUUGUGCUGAAGGGGAACCUCCUCUUCUACAAGGACCGGCCGGCCGACCGCGACCCCAUAGGAGUGAUUGUCCUGGAGGGCUGCACCGUCCAGCUGUGCGAGUCCGAGGAGCAGUUCGCCUUCUCGCUGGUCUGGAGCGAGCCUGGGCUGCGGACGUACAAGUUUGCCGCCGAGGACCAGGCCAGUCAGGAGAGCUGGAUCAAAGCCCUGCUGUCAGCCAACCACAACUACUUGGCCCUGCUGGUGAUGGACCUGGAGAACAAGUACAAAGACGCCUUAGUUGCGUUCCCCAAUGAAACAGCCAAAUCUUUCACCAUGCCAAAUUUCAACACAACAGAGGCGGGAUAUUCCGCAGCCUAUCAGAGUGCGCAGGCUUCAAUGAUGCCUCCAUACUCAGCACCAGGUGCGGCAGCAGGACCCACUCUGGGCUCCAAUGUGAUGCUUCAGACUCUGGCCAUUUCCUCCAAAACAGCCAGUAAGAGAUCACCUAAACUGUGGCCCAAGAGGAAUGCAAAUGUGGUGCCUGUUAACACCCCAGCUCCGCCCAUGGGGGAGUGGCCAGCAGUCUGCUUUAACAAGGAUGACUUUAGUAAACUGCAUGAAGAUUUUGGAAAAGAAGUCAAGGAACUGAUUGCCAGAUGGUCGAAAAGAGGACAAGGAGGAGAAGCUGCUCAGGGAGAGAACUUAAUAGAUUUUGGUUGAUAAAUGUGAAAUGUACACGGGGUCUAAACCUUAAUUUCAGUAACCAAUGUUUCCAUUACAAAGCUAUAAUGUAAAUAGGAAUUAGAAUUACAGAAACUAUUGUUGAGGCAUAUUUAAGAUAUACUUGUACAUAUUUGUAGUUGAAGAAUUGUUUGUUUUUUACUCAUCAUAGAGUCAUUAAAUGAUCUAUGAUCUCCUGCUCUAUUGACCAUU
Molecule: messenger RNA, 1136 nt
Organism: Lates calcarifer (barramundi perch)
Lineage: Eukaryota; Metazoa; Chordata; Actinopteri; Centropomidae
Product: sesquipedalian-1-like
Biological process (GO): endosome organization; receptor recycling; retrograde transport, endosome to Golgi
Cellular component (GO): trans-Golgi network; recycling endosome; early endosome
Source: RefSeq, a predicted model, not a curated record